CACCCCGCCCAGACCCCGCCUUCUCUCUAAUGUACAGCCGGGGAAGCUCCGCCCCUCAGCGGGCUCCGGAGGGAUGAGGAUGAGGUGGUCGGGCGGUUCCUGAGGGUCCCGGGAUGUCGGAGGGGCCCCAGGAAGACGGAGGGGCCCCAUUCUAUAUAAACCGGGGGGGCCUCCCCAUCCAGGACGACACCUGGGAGAGGAUGUGGGGGCACAUCGCCCGGACACACCCGACCGGGGGGGAGCUGGAGAGGGAGAUCAGAUCGGCCACCGACCUGCCGAGGGUGCCGGUCCCGGUGGUCCCGGUGUUCAGUGCGGGAUCCUCUGUCUCUGAGAAGGUGGAUGUUGUCCAGCGAUACAUCCGAGAGCUGCAAUACAACCACACUGGGACCCAAUUCUUCGAGAUCAAGAAGACCCGACCACUGACCGGAUUGAUGGACCUGGCGAAGGAGAUGACCAAAGAAGCUCUGCCAAUCAAAUGUCUGGAGGCCGUCAUUCUGGCCAUCUAUCUGACCAACAGUAUUUCCACCCUGGAACGUUUCCCCAUCAGCUUCAAGACUCAGUUCUCGGGCGGCUGUUUCCGCCACAUUGUUCUUGGCUUAUACUGCAACGGGUAUUUUGGUGCUGUGGGGAUCAGCCGCCGGGAGGACCUGAUGUACAAGCCGCUCCACUAUCGGACUCUCAGUGAUCUGUUGAUGGAUUUUCAGGAGGCGUACACUCGAUGUUGGCACACGCUGCGCAAGGUGAAGAUUGGCCCCUUUGUGUCGCAUGACCCCCACAGCGUGGAGCAAAUCGACUGGAAGCAUUCAGUGCUGGAUGUGCAGGAGCUGAGCGCGGAGGGGCUCCGCAGGGAGCUGGAGAGACACAGCAGGGAGAUGAGACUCAGGAUUACCAAGGGACCCCCUUCACCUCCUAAGGAGAGAAAGAGGGACAUCACCUCAUCCCCCCUGCGAGGACAGUCCAGCCCACAACGCAGGGAUCGGCAGGACAGACGAUCAUCUGGGGAAAAACCUACCGACCCCAAAUCCUUACCUGACCUCAGUGGGUACCAGAUCCGGGUGUGAGUGCCCUGUACCACCUUCAUCCCAUCUGGGAUUGGAUAUGAACUCUGCCCCUUUUAGAUGUAGAUGACCCUGCCCCAUUUGUGUCAGGCCCAGGACGGCAGGCGCGCUGAACGCCCACGAUCCAACAGUGACGACUGCCGGAGGCGGAACUACAAAUCAAGUGACGUGUAUAGCUGGGUUCACGGCCACCUCCCUCCUUCCUCCCUCCCAACCUGGCUGUGACCAAUCAGUAACCACUGUUGGAGGGGCUUCUGGUCAGAAAUAAUCUUUUAAAGUUUUGCCUUAGCACCAUGCCACAUGUGCCAGCCUAUCGCCCUCAUUCCCGCCAGUCGACCUACGUCCAGCGGAAAGCACCCUCACUACCGCCAGCUGACCCACGCCUGGCGGAGAGCCCACCCCAUUGUCCAGCUAUUUAUUUAUUCCAACACUUUUACACUGAAUCCUAAUAAAGCGGAAGAUCUGC
Rana temporaria (common frog) is the source of this 1524-nucleotide messenger RNA. It is a transcript of the gene VASH1, whose product is annotated as vasohibin 1. The transcript has 7 exons. The record is from RefSeq and is a predicted model, not a curated record. Gene Ontology annotation, biological process: regulation of angiogenesis. NCBI's taxonomy places the organism in Eukaryota, Metazoa, Chordata, Amphibia, Anura, Ranidae. Bases 114 to 1061 code for a protein of 315 amino acids. Gene Ontology annotation, cellular component: cytoplasm.